Morus notabilis is the source of this 2904-nucleotide messenger RNA. RefSeq names its product protein SIEL. Bases 35 to 2884 code for a protein of 949 amino acids. Gene Ontology annotation, biological process: intercellular transport. Gene Ontology annotation, cellular component: endosome. The transcript has 8 exons. Lineage: Eukaryota; Viridiplantae; Streptophyta; Magnoliopsida; Rosales; Moraceae. The record is from RefSeq and is a predicted model, not a curated record.
GACCCCCGACUCCACAAUCUCUUCCCUCUGCCCAAUGGAGGAAGAGCGGAGCGUGGACCUCCCAAAUAAUUUCAGCGAAGAACCUCUCUCUGCCCAAUCCCUAACUCGAAUUAGAGCCUUGAUCAUCAACCCCUCAACCCCCGACUCCACAAUCUCUUCCCUCUUCGAAACCCUAACUCGCUCUCUCGAACUCAAUCGCGACCCAAACCUUCUUCACCACACGCUCAAACUCCUCUCCGACCUCUCCUCCCACCGCAACGCCCUCUCCGGACUCGUACUCGACUCGUUGCGUCGUCACGCGCUGCACUCCGCCGCGUCGACCCGACUCGCCGCCGAGUCUCUCGACGUCGUCGUUUCGAUCGCGGAACGGGGCCCUGCGUUGGCUCCCGCCGCGGACGAGCUCGGCGGCGGCGUUUUCGCCUCGCUAUGCUUCAGCUCCCCCGUGUCCGUACGGCUAUGGCUUCUCAGGAACGCCGAGAGGUUUCGCCUGACGCCGUAUCUGGAAUUCACUGUUUUUCUAGGGUUUACGAAGGAUCCCUAUCCUUGCGUGAGGAAAGUUGCUUUGGACGGACUCGUUCGUCUGUGCAACGCUUGCGUGGUCGAGGAUGAGGAAAUGAUCCGAGGAUGCUAUAGCCAUGCCGUUGCGCUUCUUCGCGACACGGAAUAUAGUGUAAGAUUGGCUGCAGUUCGUACGGUCUGCGCUUGGGGUCUAUGGCUCGCGGCAUCCAACCUCAAGACAAAAUCACAAUGUUCAGAUGAAGUUUUUGUCAUGCUCUGUUCUAUGGCAAGAGACAUGAGCAUGGAGGUCAGGGUUGAAGCUUUUAUUGCCCUUGGGAAAGUAGGAAUGGUAUCUGAGGAUAUUCUUCUGCAAACCCUGUCAAAGAAAGUUCUUGGGAUUAAUAAAGAGAAGAGACUGCUUGGUCAGUGUUGUGGUGAACAUUUUGAAAUUUUAGUAUCAAGUGCUGCUGGAGCUUUAGUUCAUGGACUUGAGGAUGAAUUCUUUGAGGUGCGAAAGUCUGCCUGUCAUUCGUUGUCUCGACUCGUCGUCCUCUCAGCUCAUUUUGCUCUUGAAGCCUUAGACUUACUUAUGGACAUGCUGAAUGAUGAUUCACUGAUUGUGCGAUUACAAGCUUUGGAAACUUUGUAUCAUAUGACAGCCUGUGAUCAUCUGAAAUUGCAAGAUAAGCACAUGCACAUGUUUCUUGGCCCUCUGGCGGACAAAAGUAACUCCAUCAGAUAUGCUGCUAGGAAAGUACUCAAAUUAGUGAAGCUCUCAGUUUUGGAGCUGUUUAUUUUAACAGUUGAUGCUCUUCUAGAAAAUUUGGCGAGAUAUCCAGAGGAUGAAGUUGAUGCAUUCUCAGUUUUUUUUCACAUUGGUCAAAAUCAUGGAAAGUUCGUAUCCUGCAUUAUUGAGGAGAUUACUCGACAGAUAGAGCCAACAUGCGAAGGCAAGUUGGACUUUGAUAAUGUGAGAGUGGGUGCAUUAAUAGUCUUGGCAAUCUCUACUCAAUCCUCGGGUGAGCUUUCUUGCGACAUAUCACCUACAAUAUUUUCGUAUGCAGUCACAAUGCUGGGAAGGAUUGCUGAUGCCCUGAGUGACGUCAUGAGUCAAAGUGCUCUUUUGGCUUUCUUGUCUAAGUGCAGUCAAUCCGCAAGGCUCUCUGCUUUAGAUUUCACAGAAAGCGAGCAUCUCUUUGCUCUAACUAAAGUUGGUAACUUUCGAGAUUACUCUAACAAUAAUGUAACUGAUACUCUUGCAAUGUUUUUGCCGCGAAAGAUAUUUGGGGCCUCUGAAAUUCAGUUUUCUGGAAUCACACAUCCAAGGCAGUACCCGACUUUGCAUUUAGACUACAAGUUGGAAGCACAUGAUGAAGUUAUCAAGUCUCUGAACGCUAUCCUUGCAAGGGUCAAAGAUAUUUGGCCAUUAGUACUAACUGGAAACUUAUAUGAAGUGCUGAGGAUUUUGAGGAAUUGCAAGGAAGAGUUGGCAACAUUCAAUGCGAACAAUUCUACUGGGGUUUUGGCCUUUACACUGCAAUAUCUCCGGGUUAUAAAACUGCUCUCCAAGGUGUGGCAGCACUUUCUGCCCUCAAGAUUUCUUGCCUAUAGGAUGGGAACGUUGGAUAUUUUACUCGCGAAGCUAGACAGGUGGCUUAGAGAAUUGAGGAGUAGGUUUAUAGGAUUGUCCAAGGAGGAGGAGUUGCAUGUCUUGGAGCUGAUGCUUGUGACUUGCACGCUCAGAUUGUCUAAAAUUGAAAUUUGCUGCAAACAUUCUACUCUAAAAAGGCUGUCCAGCACAAUGUUACAGGUGGAGAUUCUCCUUAAAGAAGAAUCUGUGCAGCCUUCUGAGUUUGAAAUUGAAGUUGGAAAAUUAUCAUCCAAAAUUCACACAUCUGUCAGUGGGGGUUCCUGUGGUCCUCAUCUCUUUGAAGGGCUGUCAGAAUUCUUCUGUCUCAAACAGUUUGUGUUUUGUGGAAGACUGGAGCAUGUAGAGGCAGAGCUAGAUGUUCCUCAUAAUGACUCUGAACACCUGCUUUGUUUUGUUCCAGGACUACCUGUUGGCAUAUCAUGCCAGAUUACUCUCCAUAAUAUUUUGAUUGAGAGUAGGUUGUGGCUGAAAAUGACAAUGGACGAUGGUUUAACUCAGUUUAUCUUUCUAGAUUUGAGUCUCUCCGAGGAUCACGAUAGCUAUAGAAGGUUUUCAUUUCUUGCGCCCUUUUAUAAAACUCCAAAUGCAGUGUCUUUUACUCUUAAGUUAUGUAUUGGUAUGGAAAGCCCAUUCGAGGAUGUGCAAAUUGUCAAAGGCAGUUGGGGUCCUAAACGUGAACUAGCAUACCUUUGUGAAGAGAGGGAAGUUUUUCUUUCUUUGCUCACUAAAGGCUGAGUACUUUUUUAUUUAUUUAU